AUGUUAGAUUUAUCCCCUAAUACCUUCCAGUGUGAGAGGGAAUAUCAUAUUAGCCGUUCGAGGGAACAUAAGAAGAUUGAUCUGAAGGAGUUGCCAAUUCGCAAUUGGUUCUAUAGUGUGGACUGUGGAAUACUUAAUUUGGUUCUUGAGAGAUUGGUGGCAUGUGGGCCCGUGAAGGUCCCUAAUUCUCUUAUGGGUUUAAUAACGGAGAAGUCGAUGGUCUAUAAUGCGAACAGAAUCAGCUAUUCCGAUGUGAAGUGGAUUGUUUUGCGUGGGAAAGAAGUUUCUAAUGAGAACAAAGUGUUGUUUUCACAAGCUAUUGGUAUCUUUCAUGCAGAUAAUGGGCGAUUCCGACUUCACACGAGUACAUUGUGCUAUGUUGACAAUGCAUGUAAAUUGUGCGGGUCAACAGUUGUUACAACCGGAAUGUUUCAUGUAUUUGGGGAAAAUGUUGCAGAGCUUCCAAUAGUUGAUACUAAUGAAACCAACCAAGGAAAGGUACUUCAAUUAUUCUUCAACUGCUUUGAGAAGCUACUCAGGUAUCUUAAGGUUAAGAAUAUGGUGGUUCUUGCUGCCGAGGAUGUUAAAUCCAUGUUGAUUUAG
Lactuca saligna is the source of this 603-nucleotide messenger RNA. The record is from the annotation of a GenBank genome assembly. NCBI's taxonomy places the organism in Eukaryota, Viridiplantae, Streptophyta, Magnoliopsida, Asterales, Asteraceae.